Messenger RNA from Kluyveromyces marxianus DMKU3-1042, 678 nucleotides. RefSeq lists its product as uncharacterized. Bases 1 to 678 code for a protein of 225 amino acids. Lineage: Eukaryota; Fungi; Ascomycota; Saccharomycetes; Saccharomycetales; Saccharomycetaceae. The record is from RefSeq and is a predicted model, not a curated record. The transcript has a single exon.
AUGGAAUUGCCUGCAUUGGUUCAUUGUGCUGAACAUGAUCCAAAUGAAGGUAUAUUUGUAGAUUAUUGCUAUAACACUGUGGGAUCUUUUUCUUCAACGGCUUCUACUCUAAGGCUAAGAACUGGUAAGAAUUGUAUGAAAAUUGAAUACCAUGAUGAGAAUGGGGAUGGGUUCUCGUCCCCUACUGAGAACACUAUAUAUGAAAAGAAGGAAGCAUCUUUGACUUAUAACAAAAAUGCAAAUUCACAAAAUAGUAGGACAGACUCUAACAUCAGCAAUGUGGUGUCUUUGUUGAACUAUCAAGCAAGUGAAUUACUGGACCAAAGACAAACACUUACGACAAAAUGGCGCCUUGAGUUUAGUCUGGCGGUUCAGAAGUUUCAGUUUGCUGUCACCGAACUAUUCGACACGUCUUCAACAGGGUUCGAAUUCAUUACCGUUUCGGUAAAAUUACCAAGGAACGAUCCCAAAAAAUGGUAUCAUUAUAUCACACAUAGUACCUAUCAACAAAUUUUGACGUUUUUCCAUUUUCAUGAUUUAUCCAAUGUGCACAGAUUGAACAAGAACGCUGUAUCAUGUGAUCAACAGCGUAUAUUAGAGGAGGUAUGGAUAUUAGAUGGUAAUGAAAGUGAAGGAAGGGGUAUGAUUCAUAAUCUAGAGUCACUAAUGUGGGUUUAG